AUGUCUGUGCCUCAGAUCCAAGUAGAAGAAGUGGCAGGUGGGCAAGAAGAGACGGCAGGAGAAGCCCUGCCUCCCGACGACCACCUCCGGAGCCUGAAGGCUCUCACUGAGAAACUGAGGCUGGAGACCCGAAGGCCCUCCUACUUGGAAUGGCAGGCCAGGCUGGAGGAGCCGACAUGGCCCUUUCCGAGGCCAGCUGCUGAGCAGGGGGAGCAUGGGGAGGAGGAGCCCUCAUCCCCAAGGAGAGAGCCCAGGCAGCAUCCCCCACCCAACGGGAGUGCCAGCCAGGACGCUGGGCCCCAGUCCACCGGCAAGCUGGAAGGCUUUGAAAGUAUUGACGAAGCUAUAGCCUGGCUCAGGAAGGAACUGAUGGAGAUGCGGCUGCAAGACCAGCAGCUGGCCAGACAGCUCAUGCGCCUGCGCAGUGACAUUAACAAGCUGAAGAUCGAGCAGACCUGUGACCUGCAUAGGAGGAUGCUCAACGAUGCCACCUACGAGCUGGAGGAACGGGAUGAGCUGUCUGAUCUCUUCUGUGACUCCCCACUCGCCUCCUCCUUCAGCCUCUCCACCCCACUCAAGCUCAUUGGAGUCACCAAGAUGAACAUCAACUCCCGGAGGUUCUCUCUGUGCUAA
Odobenus rosmarus divergens (Pacific walrus) is the source of this 633-nucleotide messenger RNA. RefSeq names its product family with sequence similarity 167, member A (gene FAM167A). The transcript is spliced from 2 exons. The record is from RefSeq and is a predicted model, not a curated record. Lineage: Eukaryota; Metazoa; Chordata; Mammalia; Carnivora; Odobenidae. Bases 1 to 633 code for a protein of 210 amino acids.